AUGGCGACCCAUUUAUCGACUGCUCCGACACCACCUAUCAACGGCGACGCGCGGGGACCUUUGAGCCACUCGACACCCGGAACCAUGCCAGCACCGGCAUCCGGGGUGAAUCGCAAGAAGCAAAAACGUCGACAGAAGCAAGCUGCUCGCCUGGCAGCCGAGCCAGCCCACUCUCAUGCCUCCGGCGACCUCGUCGACCCGGCUGACGAUCGACACUCCUACGAUGAGAAUGCCGACCUCGACAGUGUAGAUGAACAUCUCUCUGGCGAUGGCCACUUCUAUAGGAACGGAGAGUCAGGUUCACAGCACGAUCUCGUUUCGCCAGACGAGCCCGACGAUCAUCUCCACUUAAUGGGUGAGAGAUCAAAGAAGAAGAAAAGCAAGAAAGGCCGCUCUGGAUCGCACAACCUCGCCGAUGGCAGCUCAACUCCCCUCUCUACUCCCUCCGCCACCUUCUCCCACCCUCCGCCGUCACACUCUUUGCCUUAUCCCACCAGAUUUCCUGCCCGAUCCGCCAAGGAAAGCAGCAUCUGGAAUCAGUCGUCACUGGAAGAACGCGAGAACAUCCGAACAUUCUGGUUUGAGCUUGGUGAAGAGGAACGUCGCCAGCUUGUCAAAGUCGAGAAAGAUGCCGUGUUGAAGAAGAUGAAAGAACAGCAGAAACACUCAUGCAGUUGUACUGUCUGUGGCCGGAAGCGCACCGCGAUUGAAGAAGAGCUGGAGGUACUGUACGACGCUUACUACGAAGAACUUGAACAAUACGCCAACAACAAUCAAGGCUCCUUUGAGGAAGGAGCUCCAAUUAUCCCCCCGCCUCGCUUGUACCAACCUCCGCUUCGAUCACCCGGUCAGCAUACUCGGACUCAUGGUCAAUUUCACCCGUCACGGGGCCGAGUUCAAGAGUUACCUGAGGAUGACGAGGACCUUGAAGAUGAAUACGACGAGGAAGAGGAAGAGGACGAGGAGGACGAUGAGCUGUACAGUGAGGAUGAGUUCGAGGACGAGGAAGCCCGUGCUGCUCGUGCCGACUUCUUCGCAUUCGGGAACAGUCUCACUGUAAAAGAUGGUAUCCUGACCGUGGCAGAUGAUCUUCUCAAAAAUGAUGGCAAGCACUUUAUCGACAUGAUGGAGCAACUAGCCGAGCGACGAAUGCAACGGGAAGAAGAUACUCAAUACAACAUAGCUGCCGCUCACCAAUCCUUCCAUGCCGGUCACAACCAUGGUCCUCUCGACGACGAAGACUACGACGACGAAGAGGACGAGGACUACGACAGCCAAGAAGAGGAAGAGUUCGAUGAAGAUGAAAUGGAUGCUAUGACCGAAGAACAGCGCAUGCAGGAAGGGCGACGAAUGUUCCAAAUAUUUGCGGCCCGAAUGUUCGAACAACGAGUCAUGACAGCAUAUCGAGAGAAAGUCGCCGAGCAGCGCCAGAAGCAACUCAUAGAGGAACUCUUGGAAGAGGAGAACCGAAAUGAGCAGCGGAAUGCCAAGAAGGCCCGCGAGGCGCAGAAGAAGAAGGACAAAAAGCGUUUGCAGAAGCAGGCAAAGGAAGAGGAGAAGGCUCGUCGAGAUGCCGAGAAAGCGGCCGAGGAGGCUGCCAUCAAGGCUGCACAGGACAAGAAACUUGAGGAGCAGCGAGUGAAACGUGAAGAACAGCGGAAGAAGCGUGAGGCUGAACGCAAGGCCCAAGAGGAAGAACGUGCACGCAAGGACGCCGAGAAGCAGCGGCGUCUUAAGGAAGACCGAGAACGCCAAGCCGAAGCUGAACGCAAGCAACGCGAGCAAAAGGAGGAGAAGAAGAAACGUGAGGAAGCGAUGCGCAAGGAGAAGGCGGAGCGCGAGAGGAAGAUCAAGGAGGAGCAAGAGCGCAAGAUGCGCGAGGAGCAGGCGAAGAAGGAUCGAGAGACCGCCCGAGCGGAACAGGAUAGGGAACGUGCUAGGAGACCAGCAAACCCCUUAUAUCCUGCUUCCAUCCCUAUUGCUCCGAGUCUUCCAUCGCAUCCGUUUACCGGCUCGCUCCAAUCGCCGCUUUAUGCUACGGCUACACCCGUUGCUGCUAAAGUGUCGACCCCAGUGAGGCCGCGCCAGCCAUCCCAGCAGGGAUCGCACACAUCCUCUCCUCAUUCGCAGCCUGGAUCCUCGGAUUUCCCUCUGCAGCCGUCAAUCUCACCGCGCUCUUUGGCGCAACCACACGGCAGACAAGGGUCGCUGCAGCAACCUCAUUUACACCAUCCUCAACCCUCUGCUCCCCUUUCGCCUUUAGGUCGAACUGGCCCGCCUGGAUUUCCGGGAUUGGGCGGUUUGCCUUCCAAUCCUCCAGGUCUACCGUCAAUGGGUGGCCGGCCUCUCCAAUCUGACUUGCAAAUGUACUCCCCUAACUCGGGCAUGAUGAAUCACCUGCGCGGUUUCACCGGGCCAGGAGGAAUUCCUGCACCGCCGGGGAUCGGGGGAGUGCGCCCAAUGCCACAGGGUCGGGGGUUCCCGACAGAGCCUGGACAUGGCUUCCCCUUCCCCGGACCCCAUGGGGUACCCGGUGCAUUCCCUAUGCAAGCUGGUCUGUCAAAAUCUCAUUCACGGCAGCCAUCUAGUUCGUUUGAACGCUCUCCAUUGGAGUCGGGUUCUGCGGGUUCUCAACCUUUCCCGAUCACACGACUCAGCCCCAUCAAGCGCCCCUCAAGCACUGCUCAAGAUCAGCAGGAAGGUGGCCAUGCUCCAUAUCAGCGGGAGGUGGAUCAGUUGAGUACUCAGCUGGGUAGCAGUGCGCUCCUCGAUGAUACCGAUGAUCCAUACUCAUCGAAGCUGUCCCAGUCAUUGCCCGGUGCCACGGCUCCUGGACAGUUCCCCACGCCAUCAAGAGCUAGUUUCCAGGGAUCGUCACUUUUCGCAGACCCUCUCGGAUCCAAACAUGCUAAUUUCCCUGCAGUCGGCCCUGGCUGGGGUGCUGCACCCUUUGGGAGCGCCGGCUUCCCCGGUGCAUCUACCUGGGGUCCAACGCCUGCCGGAAGUGGCUGGUCUCACAACGCCUUCGCAUCCGGUGGUCAUCACCGCACUCAUACAUCGCGGCCCGUGACCAUCCGUCUCUUGGUAAUCCAAGCGUGCAAGCACUUGAACACGCUGAGCCCUCAUCCCGGCUCUGGAGGUUACCACAACGUGAAUCUAGUGCUGGGCCAGGUUGAGCAGCUGCGGCCGUCGAGUGAGCCCGCAAUCUCAUUGGAUGAAAUGCUCGAUAUCUGUGACACAGAGGGAAGCCCCCAGAACGGCGGCGGGUCCUUUUCCACCAAGGAAGAUGAGAAUGGCCGGUACGUCAAGUUCGAGCCAGACACCAACAGCGCCGUGUCUGGCCACCGGGGCAGCCUUGUGCCCGGCGAUAUCGGCAGCCCCAUCCCUGGGAAUAGCAACCCGACCGCCUUUGGUGGCUUCGGUACUCCCUCCGUCCUGCGGCAGUAUACCUCGCCUCCGGCUGGACUGUUCGGCGGGACCUCCUAG
Messenger RNA from Penicillium cinerascens, 3486 nucleotides. RefSeq lists its product as uncharacterized. Lineage: Eukaryota; Fungi; Ascomycota; Eurotiomycetes; Eurotiales; Aspergillaceae. The transcript is spliced from 3 exons. The record is from RefSeq and is a predicted model, not a curated record. Bases 1 to 3486 code for a protein of 1161 amino acids.